Molecule: messenger RNA, 738 nt
Organism: Penicillium nucicola
Lineage: Eukaryota; Fungi; Ascomycota; Eurotiomycetes; Eurotiales; Aspergillaceae
Exons: 1
Coding region: 1-738 (245 amino acids)
Source: RefSeq, a predicted model, not a curated record
AUGAACAACGAAACUCAAAUCCCUGUCUCUGAUUGCAGCGGGCUGGUCGAUCUCGAGGGACCCCCUGCUAGCGCGUGGUCACCGACCAUGUUCAUCAAUGACCAGUUGGGAUGGGACGAACUGCUGCAAGAUAUCCCCGAGCAGCCCAGUUCCCUGGAAACAGAAAGGAUAGAAGGACGUCUGAUCAAAACACCCUGCCAAUGCUUUAGUCUGGCGCUCCAAACGAUAAAGAAAUUGGAUCGAUAUCACAACCUUGACGCCCACGCAGUUGAUAGUGUGCUGGGCGUGACUCAAGAAGCCGUUAAGAUUUGCCGCCACUUCUACGAUUGCGUGGCCAGUUGCCACCAUAGCAAUAUUCUCCUGCAUGUCACCAUAUUGCAACUGCUAGACACGCAUUACGCGUCAAUAGGCAGCUGGCUAAUGUCGACUGCGGAAGCCAAGGAUCAGAAACUCGAUGUGGAAGUGGGCAUUGGCGCGUUCCACUUAAAGGCCAGGCUGCACUCCAUCGUGGGAAGAGCAAUCCUUAGUUCGGAAAUUAUGGGAACAGCCAACUGCGCCAUGAAGCUCUUUGAAUUAUUUCGAGUCUAUGCAUUCGAGAGUUCGAUGGAGGAGUUGAAAUGCCAGCGGGACUUACUGCAAUCCCUUACCACGAGCCUGUAUCAGAGUGCAAACGACAUGUCUUUUUUAGGUUGCACGCCUGAUCCUCUUCCGUCUUCCCUUACAGCAGAUUCCUCAUGA